This is a messenger RNA of Pteropus alecto (black flying fox), 2252 nucleotides long. RefSeq names its product lamin B1 (gene LMNB1). Bases 1 to 1761 code for a protein of 586 amino acids. NCBI's taxonomy places the organism in Eukaryota, Metazoa, Chordata, Mammalia, Chiroptera, Pteropodidae. The record is from RefSeq and is a predicted model, not a curated record. The transcript has 11 exons.
AUGGCGACCGCGACCCCCGUGCCGCCGCGGACCGGCAGCCGCGCCGGCGGCCCCUCCACGCCGCUGAGCCCCACGCGGCUGUCGCGGCUGCAGGAGAAGGAGGAGCUGCGUGAACUCAACGAUCGGCUGGCAGUGUACAUCGACAAGGUGCGCAGCCUGGAGACGGAGAACAGCGCGCUGCAGCUGCAGGUGACGGAGCGUGAGGAGGUGCGCGGCCGCGAGCUCACCGGCCUCAAGGCGCUCUACGAGACGGAGCUGGCGGACGCGCGACGCGCGCUUGACGACACGGCCCGCGAGCGCGCCAAGCUGCAGAUAGAGCUGGGCAAGUUCAAGGCCGAGCACGACCAGCUGCUCCUCAAUUAUGCUAAAAAAGAAUCUGAUCUUAAUGGAGCUCAGAUUAAGCUUCGAGAAUAUGAAGCAGCACUGAAUUCUAAAGAUGCAGCUCUGGCCACUGCACUUGGUGACAAAAAAAGUUUAGAGGGAGAACUGGAGGAUAUGAAAGAUCAGAUUGCCCAGUUGGAAGCCUCCUUAACUGCUGCCAAAAAGCAGUUAGCUGAUGAAACUUUACUUAAAGUGGAUUUGGAGAAUCGCUGUCAGAGCUUGACUGAAGAUUUGGAGUUUCGUAAAAACAUGUAUGAGGAGGAGAUUAAUGAGACCAGAAGGAAGCACGAAACUCGCUUGGUAGAGGUGGAUUCUGGGCGUCAGAUCGAGUACGAGUACAAGCUGGCUCAGGCCCUUCAUGAGAUGAGAGAGCAACAUGAUGCCCAAGUCAAGCUGUACAAGGAGGAGUUGGAACAGACUUACCAUGCCAAACUCGAGAAUGCUCGGCUGUCAUCAGAGAUGAAUACUUCUACUGUCAACAGUGCCAGGGAAGAACUGAUGGAAAGUCGUAUGAGAAUUGAGAGUCUUUCAUCUCAGCUUUCUAAUCUACAGAAGGAGUCUAGAGCAUGUUUGGAGAGGAUUCAAGAGUUGGAGGACUUGCUUGCUAAAGAAAGAGACAACUCUCGGCGCAUGCUGUCUGACAAAGAGAGAGAGAUGGCAGAAAUAAGGGAUCAGAUGCAGCAACAGCUGAACGAUUAUGAGCAACUUCUUGAUGUAAAGUUAGCCCUGGACAUGGAAAUCAGUGCUUAUAGGAAACUAUUAGAAGGCGAAGAAGAGAGAUUGAAGCUUUCUCCAAGCCCUUCUUCCCGUGUGACAGUAUCACGAGCAUCCUCAAGUCGCAGCGUGCGUACAACUAGAGGAAAACGGAAGAGAGUCGAUGUGGAAGAAUCAGAGGCGAGCAGUAGUGUUAGCAUCUCUCAUUCCGCCUCAGCCACUGGGAAUGUCUGCAUUGAAGAGAUAGAUGUUGAUGGGAAAUUUAUCCGCUUGAAGAACACUUCUGAACAGGAUCAGCCAAUGGGAGGCUGGGAAAUGAUCAGAAAAAUUGGAGACACAUCAGUCACUUACAAAUAUACCUCAAGAUAUGUACUGAAGGCAGGCCAGACUGUUACAAUCUGGGCUGCAAAUGCUGGUGUCACAGCCAGUCCUCCUACCGACCUCAUCUGGAAGAACCAGAACUCCUGGGGCACUGGUGAAGAUGUGAAGGUUAUAUUGAAAAAUUCUCAGGGAGAGGAGGUUGCUCAAAGAAGUACAGUCUUUAAAACAACCAUACCUGAAGAGGAGGAGGAGGAGGAAGCAGCAGCUGAAGUGGUUGUGGAGGAAGAAAUUUUCCACCAGCAGGGAGCCCCGAGAGCAUCCAAUAAAAGCUGUGCAAUUAUGUAAACUUCUCAAGUCAACUGUCUUCCUCAAAAUAAAGAAGUAUGGUAAUCCUUACCUACAUACAGUGCAGAGCCUUCUCAGAAGCACAGAAUAUUUUUAUAUUUCCUUUAUGUGAAUUUUUAAGCUGCGAAUCUGAUGGCCUUAAUUUCUUUUUUUGACACUGAAAGUUUUGUAAAAGAAAGCAUAUCCAUACACUUUGUUGCAAGAUGUGAAUUAUCGACACUGAACUAACUGUACUGUUUGGAAAGUGUCCCUCAAACUUUUUGACAUUUUUUUGUAUUUUUUUUUUUUUUAAGUUCUUAUGAGAAGGGGAGGGGGAGGGUCAAGAAACCACUGUGUGUCCGGGCAUAAUUUGAAGAUUGCUCCAUCUAGAUUAGCAAUCUGCUCUUGAUCAUUCUCUGCUAUAUAUAACGGUGCUGUGAGGGAGGGGGAAGCAUUUUUCAAUAUAUCGAAAUUUUGUACUGAAUUUUUUUUGUAAUAAACAAUCAAGACUA